AGCUUCAGGAAGCUUCAUUUGGCCAUCAUCAUUAACCACCGGUUCUUUAUUUGCGAUGGCAUCAAACAUCAAUGGUGCCACCACCAACUGGCUCGGAAGUGUAACUACAUUUUUGUUGCUGUAAUGCAGCGUUAAGUCUGAUAUUCUGGUUACUGUUGUUGCUGAAGACUACUGAAGUCCAUCAGAGCCAACACCUUACCAUACACCUCUGCUGACUGAUGGUGUGCAGCUACACAGUGUGUGUAUGUCACUUCUCAACCACACGUCAGUGGGUAAAGCAGAGAGCAGCUGUCAGACAUGCAGCAGAAACCACAACACCCCAACCACAGGCUCAGAGGCAGGAGGAGGGUUUUCCUUUGAAAACAAACUGAUCAGAGAGCAGCUCUAACGUCAGCACAGUGUCAGGAUGGAGGAAACGUCUCUGCUGUCACUGCUCUUUGUGAGCUCACUGCUGAUCUGCUCAACAAACCAAGCUCGUCUGACUGUGAGUCCCAGCAGAUCUCAGUUUUUUAGAGGAGACUCUGUCUCUCUGAGCUGUGAGGAGGACGACAGCUCUGCUGGAUGGAGGCUGAGGAGGAACACAACCAGAGGAAACAGGACUGAAUGUGUUGAAUGGGGAGAACCAGCUGGUUCUUCCUGUAUCAUCAGCUACACCUUCACCUGGGACAGUGGAGUUUACUGGUGUGAGUCCAGAGAGGGAGCAACCAGUAACAUCAUCAGCAUCACUGUCACUGGUGGAUCAGUGAUCCUGCAGAGUCCUGUCCUCCCUGUGAUGGAGGGACAUGAUGUCACUCUGCACUGUAAAACAAAGACCACUCCCUCCAACCUCCCAGCUGCUUUCUAUAAAGAUGGCUCCCUCAUCAGGACUGAGCCUACAGGUCACAUGACCAUCCACCAUGUUACCAAGUCUGAUGAAGGCCUCUACAAGUGUAACAUCAGCAGUGAUGGAGAGUCUCCACCCAGCUGGAUCACUGUCACAGGAAAACCUACAACCACAAACCUGCCGACUCCUACUGUGACUCCAACCUCUGCCUCAGCCAGGGAUGGAGUCCUAUGGUCCCUCCACCUCAUGUUCAUAUUGGUCCGUUACCUGGUGGUGUUGUGUCCGUACUUCAUCUCCACUGUCCUCAUGGUGUCUUUAUAUCGACACAGACCCACAGGAAACCACCUGCCCGUCUCCAUGGUGAUGACCCCGCCCACCCAGGCUGAGCAGGGAUUGGAUGAUGACUAUGAUGAUGAUGAUGUCACCACAGAGCAUCACUUCUGACCUGAAUACUGAUUACAUUGUAAAACACAGUAAAGUGAAGUCAGGAGUUUAUUUGACUGAAGCUGAGAAAACAAAAACUUCAACAGGUCAAAUCAACAACUUUAAUGUUCUAUGAAACGUGUGUGUGUGUUUGGAGUGAGAGGAGCUGAACAGGUGCAGCAGUGAAGGUGGAUGUGGUCUCUUGUGUUGGAGUCAGACUGUGUUUCAGCUCCACCUGCUGGUCAUUAACCAGACAGACCUGCAGCAGCUGCACUCAGUCAACAUCAGUCUGCUCUUCCACCAUGUUCUCAUCUGUUCUCCUGCUCUCACUCACUCUAUUUAUUUUACUGACUGAUUCAGCAGCUUUUAUUCUGAUUCUGAGUCAGUUUUACUUUGAGGAAGUAAUUCUUUUCCAAUCAGUUUCCUUUUUGCCUCUGAUUUUGUUUUUGGUUUCUAAUUAUUGUUAUUUACAUUAUUAAUACGUAUUAAUACUUUCCUACUGAUACAAAUGUAAUUCCACAUUCAGUCAAGAUCUUUAUUCUUGUUCAAAUGUCUCACACUCUCAGUUAAAAAUAUGUUUCAUCAUAUUUUAUUUUUGCAGAAAGAUGAAAUCUGAAAUUUGGAAUCGCAGACCUCUGGUAAAAUGUUUAUGUCUGCACUCUGUUAUAUUAAAGAUCUUAAAUGACAUAAAGUUAAAGGAAC
Molecule: messenger RNA, 1948 nt
Organism: Lates calcarifer (barramundi perch)
Lineage: Eukaryota; Metazoa; Chordata; Actinopteri; Centropomidae
Product: Fc receptor-like protein 5
Exons: 8
Coding region: 407-1267 (286 amino acids)
Biological process (GO): cell surface receptor signaling pathway
Molecular function (GO): transmembrane signaling receptor activity
Source: RefSeq, a predicted model, not a curated record